Papaver somniferum (opium poppy) is the source of this 1983-nucleotide messenger RNA. RefSeq lists its product as uncharacterized. The record is from RefSeq and is a predicted model, not a curated record. Gene Ontology annotation, molecular function: glycosyltransferase activity. NCBI's taxonomy places the organism in Eukaryota, Viridiplantae, Streptophyta, Magnoliopsida, Ranunculales, Papaveraceae. The transcript is spliced from 2 exons. The coding region runs from base 73 to 1503 and encodes 476 amino acids.
GAGACACUUCUAGAGAAACAGAAAGACAAAGUGAGAAGACAUAGAAAGGAGGAACAUUAGCUUAAGGACUGUAUGGAGAAUAACGCAAUAUUGGCUAAAAGUUUUAGCCGGAAGGAGCAAAAGAAAUUGAGUUACGGAGCUUUGCUUGCGUUUUUUGUCUUUCUGCUUACUUGUUUCACUGUCUUUAAGCCAUCUUUCUCCCAUCUCCCAAUUUUGAAUUCGAGGCUGUCGAUAAAUGCCGCCAGGCCAAGAAUGUUGCAGAUUGAUGAGAAUAUAAUCAGCAGAAGUCCCCGUCAAAUAUUAAAUACCAAAAUGAAGCUGCAGGCUGAAACCAACAGGCCAGCGUGCAAUAUAUUGGAACCACGGUCAGAUUAUUGUGAUAUUGAAGGAGAUAUAAGAAUUCACGGGAAACGAUCAACCGUCCUUUUUACUUCACCUCGGUACGAUAAUAUGGACUUGAAUGAAUCAUGGAGAAUCAGACCUUAUGCUCGAAAAGGAGAUAAAGCUGCAAUGACAUCCACUACAGAAUUAUCAGUGGAAUCCUUGGUCGGAAAUGACAGAAGAAUAAACUCUGUUUGCAGCUAUACUCAUGGUGUUCCCGCAAUUAUUUUCUCCCUUGGAGGUUAUGCCGGGAACCAAUUCCAUGAUUUUACAGAUAUACUUGUUCCGCUUUUUAUUACUUCCUAUCAAUUUCACCAACAAGUUCAAUUACUUGUCAAGGAUUUCAAACCUUAUUGGAUUGCGAAAUAUAGGCCAAUUCUAAAACAGCUAUCUAAAUACCCUAUCAUCAACAUGGACAAUGAAAACAAUGUCCAUUGUUAUGGUAGAGUUAUCGUCGGUCUCAAACAUCACAAGGAGUUUGGUGUUGAUCCUUUCAAGUCUCCGAAAGGCUAUUCGGUGACAGAUUUCACUCAGUUCUUGAGAAAAGCUUACUCUCUGAAUAGAUCAACAGCCAUAACAAUCAAUGAAGGUCAAAAUGCAACCAAGAAACCGAGGCUCCUAAUUGUUUCACGUAAAGGUACUCGAAAAUUCACAAACGAAGAAGAAAUAGCUAAUAUGGCUUCAAGCAUGGGAUAUGAAGUAGUUGUAGCAGAACCGGGGGUAACAACUACGCCGUCAGAAUUCGCCCGUACAGUGAAUUCUUGUGAUGUAAUGAUGGGUGUCCACGGUGCCGGUUUAACAAAUCUUGCAUUCCUUCCAACUAACGCAGUAGUGAUUCAAAUUAUUCCUUUGGGUGGAUUGGAAUGGCUUUCAAGGCAUGAUUUUGGGGAGCCAGCAGUAGAAAUGAAAUUGAGAUACUUGGAGUAUAAGAUAAGGGAAGAAGAAAGUAGUUUAAUGGAAGUAUACCCGCGCAAUCAUGUUGUCUUUAGGGACCCAACCUCAUUUGCAAAACUAGGGUGGGAAGCAGUUAAAUCUGUUUAUCUAGAGAAACAAAAUGUAAAGCUUGAUGUUGCUAGUUUUAGGGUUACUUUGGUAGAAGCGCUUAAGCUUCUCCAUUCAUAGAAACAGAGAAAUGUAAAAAUUACUUCACUUUAAUGUUUUGUACAUGGUGGCACAACAGGGACAUUUUGAAGUAGUAUGUAAUUUGCAAUAAUGAAAAGAAGGGAUCUCAUAAGAAGAAAAUAAUAACGCCACAAAUUUUAGGAAUUGCGCAUGCAAAAGUUGCCACCACUUGCCGUGAGUGUAAUGCAAACUUUACUGCAAGGGAGAAGAGGAAAAUUCCCAUCAAUGCAAAAAAGGGAGUAAGUGGCGUGUUGUUUAUAAUGGACCCCCGCAGGAUAUUCUCAAAGUAUCAACCACAAUAGUAUUGAGUGUUCAACGUCAGCCCCACGUUGAGAGUAAUGUUAAAAUAGCCGAUUCUUGAAAGUGAUGGAAAAGUUGAGAGUUGAAAAAAUAUAUCUUUUCCUUAAGCUGGGGCUGCCACUGAUUUACAGAUCGCGAAAGGUGAUAGAUGGUUUAUGUACAACUUGGAUGGAUAUCCAU